AGCCAUAGCUAGCUAAGAAGAUAACGGUGGCUUAGGACUAACUGACAGCAGCGCAGAGUUGUGCAUACGGUGGUGGACUUCUCCCAGUACGGUCAAACCAGCUCCGUAAAAUGAACUUUUUGCGUAAUCGUCUGGUUGUACUGGGCCUGGUGUUGUUAGCUACUUUGCUGCUCUACCUGCUGCUACCCGCCAUCCGUCAGGGCAGCAUGGAGCCGUCACUGGAGGUUCAAAGGAUGGGGCUGUCAGUCGUCUCACCCCCACCUCCUCCGACCAUUAACGUCACAGUCCGUACCGGGCAGCUCCCUGGAGAUCCACCUCUGUUUUUCAGGGAGGCCCUGCCUAUCGAUGGAGCAGGGCGACAGAUCCUACCCAAACUGCAGGUGGUUCUUCUCCAUGGCCAGGCAUUCACUUCCAAAACCUGGGAGGACCUCGGGACUCUGGCCCUGCUGGCCACCAAUGGAUACCAAGCGCUUGCACUGGACCUGCCAGGAUUCGGUAACACUCCAGACUCUGAUGCUUUGAAGACGGAUCAGAACCGGGUGGAGCUGCUGCUCCGGUUCCUGGAGGCGCUGGGCGUGCGGGCCCCGGUGCUGCUGAGCCCCUCCAUGAGCGGACACUUCUCCCUGCCCUUCCUCAUCAAACACGGCGCACAGCUGCGAGGCUUCAUCCCCAUCGCCCCCGUGGGAACCAGGAACUACACACCCCAGCAGUACCAGGCUAUCCAGACUCCAACUCUGAUUGUGUACGGAGAGCAGGACAUUAACCUGGGAGCUCAAUCGUACAAGAACUUGAGUCAGCUGCCCCGACACGCUGCCAUCCGGCUUCCCGGGGCCCGGCAUGCCUGCUACAUGGACAAGCCCCGGGAGUUUCACCAGGCCCUGCUCGACUUCCUGAGCAAGCUGGAGUGAGACGAGCAGGAGGAGAAGAGAAGAGAAGAGAAGAAGAGACGGGAGGAGGAGUAGGCCAAGAUUGCGGAGAAGGGAGAGAAUGAGGAGGGAACAGUGGGGGAGGAAGGAGAGAAAGGGGGUUAUUGUAUUAAGCAGGAGGGAAUGGGAUCUAUUUUCAGAUUUGUGCCGUACCCCUGUGAGUUACGGGAGUCGUCUUUGCCAGAGAAGGAGGCUGAAAGAAAGUGGAAGGGGGAUUAUUUUGUUCCGCUGGUUUCAGUGUGCUGCUCUCAGCUGCUUUGCCUCAUGUGACUCCUUGAGCUAGAGACUUUUAAAAAGUCAGCUGACUUGGAGGAAGUAAAUUUUAGUUCCCUUGACCUGUCUUCCCAGACCGUAGGAUGUAGUCUUUGAGUGACAGAUCACUGUUACUCCCACUACAUGGGGAAACGCCCUCAAGCCACUUAUUUCUCAUGUUUUUAUUUUGCUUCAAGGGGCAGUUCACCAAAUAAUUAAAUGAAAGUUUCCAAUUACCCAGAGUACUAUCUACCAAUCCAGGUAGAUUUGCUGAGACUUUUCUAGAUGUGGUUCACCUUCAUACAAGGGAGCUCUAUAGGCCUCAGAAGGGUGUUCGUUACCUUUGUGUUCGUCCAUUUUUGAGACUUCUGGAUAAAAAAAGAAAAAAAAAACCAGUAUGGGAGAAAUGAAUGGCAUUUUCCCAAUACCUUUAAAAUAAAUGAUGAGAUUUGGAUGUUUGUUUGCAUGUGAAAAUACUAUGAUUUUCAUCCAAAUUUUCAUAAUCUAAAAUUCUGUGUAAAUUGAAAAAGAAAAUUGCUAACGGCUACCGUGAGUGGGCAGUAGCCCAUCUCUCGAUGACAUCAUCACACACAGGGCUGUAUCUGGCUGUAUUUACAGCUACCGUUCACGCACGUUGCCACUUGCUGUUGCCCAUUACUGAAAUGAAUUGUACAGUUGUAUAUAUUGCUGUAAAUAUAUUUAUUGCUGUUAUUGUUGUUGUUCCUGUUAGUAAUUUACCUAAGUUAUUUGGAAUUGCUGAAAUUGCUUUGCUGGUUAUGGCUUUGCCUGGCCUGAAAGCCUUGUCUUGGAACUUGACUCUUUUAACAUUUAACAUUCAACAGUGUUAGCUUUUAGCAAAAAUAAUGAUUUCUGUUGGAAGCGUCAUCGAGAGACAAAUGUGUGUAGAUAAAAAAAAAAAACAAACAUCCCAAGUUUCAAAUGCCAGCUUAAAUCACAGAUUGACAGAGACAGUUAUGUGUAACUGUUUAUUUUUUCCGUAGAGAAAUUGAUCCGCAAAUCCCUAUAUGGGUAAAGGUUUUGUCCUCUGUUACAUUAGAUUUCCAAGGCCCACAGACCCACAUUUUUGUGGUGCUGAAAAGGUCAAUAUUUUAAAAAGUCAAUGGUACGCUUUGCAAAUAUAAUGUAAAGUAUAUAUUCUCUCACAAGCAUGCACAGAGCUUCAUUUCUGCAGUUUCAUGAAGAAAGACUUCUACCAAAGUGCGCCAACUGUGUAUUCCAGGAAAGUCUCGUGCUGGUGGACUAGUGUGAAACUUGGGUGGUGAUGUAACGUUGGUGAAAAUGCAGUUGUUUGUUGUCAUUUUAAUAUAGCAACAUACUUCAUUAAAGCACAUAACAGCUUCAAACUUUAUGGUUGAGGCAUUAUUGUUAAUAUCUCAACUAUGAAUUUCAAACCUGGCAUGUGCUUUCAAUCAAGCAAUUUGCUAUAUUGAAGCUACAGCAAAUGGUUUAAUUCCACAAACAUCACUCAUGGUUCACACUAGUCCGUUGGCAUACUUCAGGAGAAGUAGUUCUCGGUUUUCACUGUGCACAAAUGUGUGGAUGUUUGCGAGUAACCAUGGCAUUAUAUUUGGAAUGAGCUUUUUCGCAAUGUACAUUUUUUUUUAAAAGAUAUUUUUUCGGGCUUUUUCAGCUUUAUUGGACAGUAUAGUAUAGAGCAGGGGUCGGCAACCCUGGUCCUGGAGAGCCGCAGGGUGUGCUGGCUUUCGUUGUUACUUGGCAUUAAUUGAUCAAUGAAAGCCGUUGAUUGCACAGUUAACUCACCUCACCUGGUUUCUUGGGUCUGAAUCGGUUGCUUAUUUUAAGGUGGAGACGAAAGCCAGCACACCCUGCGGCUCUGCAGGACAGGAAGACAGGAAGAAUGGGAGCGAGAGCGGGAAAGACAUGCGACAAAUGUCAGACGGUCGGAUUCGACCGCUGACGUCGCGGCUCGCAAUGAGCAUGCAGUCAGUGCUCUACAGGCUGCGCCACCGAGACACCCAUCGCAAUGUACAUUUUUGGGCACAUUGAUCAGCAUAAAAAUACGGGUCUAUGGAGAUCCGUUGUUUCAAGGUGAACUGCCUUUAGAAAACUCAUCGAAUAUAGAAAACUCAUUGGGGGAAAAAGAAAUCAGUGAAACUAUUUAGAUGGAUAUAUACAUAGGUAAAUGGGAACAUACUUUAAUGUUUGGGUGGAGUGCCCCUGUAACAGCUUACCUUGCAGUGGUACAGAAGUUGCUGUAGUAUUCUAACAUUUGAGACAUCUUAAGAUGUUAUGGAUAAAUAGUCAUCAUAGCUAUGCCAAUGUCCAGUACAGUUUUAGUCAUGACUGUAAGAUACAUUUAAACUCUGCAGCUGAUAUUUGUCAUUUAAAAUAUGUUAAAUAUUUUGCUGAAUGUCAAGUUCAAAUCUGAGGAUGCUUCUCAGAAGCCUCAGUAAGUUAUCACUUCGCCACUAAUUAUGCUAUGAUUUUUGUUACUGCUAUUUAUUUUAUUAUUUAUUUACAUUUCUGUAUUUAUUUUCUAUAAACAGUUGUAUGUAUUAUAGAGGUUGAACUGUAUAUGGCUUAAUAAUGUAUGCUAUAAUAAUAACAGGUAAUAUUUGUUUUGUUUUUAUAUCAUUAUUGUUUUAGAUAUUUUUGUAUUUGUAAAAACUAUAAAUACGGAAAUGUUCUCGACCGAUAUAUAUAUAUAUAUAUAUAUAUAUAUAUAUAUAUAUAUAUAUAUAUAUAUAUAUAUAUAUGAGUUAGCAAUUUUCAGUGAAUGACACCGUAAGCUACAUCAGAUCGCUGACAAGCAUCAAAUUAGGUACUCUCCUUUUAUCUGAAAUAUAUUAUUGAAAGGUUGCAGAAGCAUUGCAAAAAUGUGUUCCUCAUCAGUACUGAAUAUCUGAUUUUAAGUGGGUGUUUCAAUGGUUACAAUAAAGAAAACAAUAAAGUUUGAUUGUGUUA
Conger conger (European conger) is the source of this 4124-nucleotide messenger RNA. RefSeq names its product abhydrolase domain containing 14A (gene abhd14a). The coding region runs from base 111 to 908 and encodes 265 amino acids. The record is from RefSeq and is a predicted model, not a curated record. NCBI's taxonomy places the organism in Eukaryota, Metazoa, Chordata, Actinopteri, Anguilliformes, Congridae. The transcript has 5 exons. Gene Ontology annotation, cellular component: cytoplasm.